GCCUCCCGGACUGAGGCCAUCUUACUGAGCUCUGCUGUGGGGCGUCACACAUAUACACUGUAUCAGUUUCAGCGCUUGUGUGACGCUGCUGAUGUAAAACAGAGUUGUAAAUGAAGCAGGCAGAGAAAAAAGUGGGCGUUUCUGUCGACUUGCACUGAAGCAUGGAUUAUGAGAGGAGGGGCAGUCGUGGUGACCGCAUGGGUCGCUAUGGGAAAAAGUCUGAUGAUCACGACUACAGGGACAUGGACUAUCGUGGCUAUGGGCAAGGAAAUAGACUGAAUAGCGGCUUAACAAAUGCAAGACCGCAUGAGCCUGAUAGUAGUUUUGAAGGCAUGAGAGACUUUGCCUCGGGUAAUUUCUCAAAUAACCGACCUGGAUUCAGACAAAAGGGGAACCAUGGAUCCGAAAACAACCGACUUGGAAAAAGUCUCCUCCAAAGUCCCCCAAAUGAUAAUCUCCACUCAAGAUUCCAGCAAGAUGAUAAUGAUUAUGAGUUUGAACCAGAGAUUGAUGCACACAGGAGGGAUACGCAGACAUUUAGAUCAGGACAGAAGGUGUAUCUGGAUGAGCAGACCCCAAAUGAAGGUGAAAAAAAUGAGGACAACACUUGGGGCAGAGUUAGGGGACGGCACAGCUCUCAGGGCGAAUACAGUGCAGAAUGGAGAGCUGAGGAGGAUAAAGAUAUCAGACAUUCUGCACACAAACAAGGCUUUCCUGACCAAGCCCAACCAGCUAGGGACAAAUUAAGAGAUGGAAGUUUUCAUCAUGCUCUGGAAAUGAGCCAGGAGGAGCCAGAACCCCGUGACCAGGACUACAGGUCUGAUUCAGAGCAGGCCCAAAAACCCAGCAACAUUGUCAUGCUGAGAAUGCUCCCGCCCAAUGCAACUGUUAAUGAGAUUCGUGCUCGACUGCAAGAGCAGGGGAUCCAGCCCAGAGAGGUUCGCCUCAUGAGGAACAAGUCUUCAGGUCAGAGCAGAGGAUUCGCCUUCGUCGAGUUUAAUCACUUGCAGGAGGCCAGCCGCUGGAUGGAGACCAACCAGGUCACUUUACACUGCACACACACAUACACACUACAAGUCCACACGUGUAUGGAUAUAAUAUACCCUUUACGCCUGGAUUCCUUAUGAUUUCACAGAUUUCGCCAUCUCUUAAGAAUGAGGUCUGUCUGUUGUCUGUCUAGCACAGGUAUUUGACACUGCUACUAGUUGGGUAUUUUCUGCCCAGGUUCAGUAUAAAAUCAGCAGCGUUCUCCUAAAAGCUCAGUUUGUGUGUGCUAUUAUCUCCCCUUUUCAGUCAACUGGUGCAGUAUCUCUUGGCAGCUGUAAGAUCCUAGUGUGAGAUCUGCCCUAUAUUUUGUGUUUCUCUAGUUGAAUCCACAUGGCUUUGAAACAUGUUCCAAAACAGCAUGAGAAUUUGAUGUUCCACUAAUGUAUCUUCUGAUUCAGUUAUUAAAUUAUUACCAGUAAGCCCAUAUAUCAGCUGACCUGUAUACUGAAUGUCAGUUUACAUGAAAGCUAGGAAGAAGUUAGUAAUACUGUGGCAGACAAAUUUGUUUCUAAAGGUAUUUA
Molecule: messenger RNA, 1568 nt
Organism: Sinocyclocheilus grahami
Lineage: Eukaryota; Metazoa; Chordata; Actinopteri; Cypriniformes; Cyprinidae
Product: RNA-binding protein 10-like
Exons: 6
Coding region: 162-1127 (321 amino acids)
Biological process (GO): mRNA splicing, via spliceosome
Cellular component (GO): nucleus
Molecular function (GO): RNA binding
Source: RefSeq, a predicted model, not a curated record